Molecule: messenger RNA, 1071 nt
Organism: Carya illinoinensis
Lineage: Eukaryota; Viridiplantae; Streptophyta; Magnoliopsida; Fagales; Juglandaceae
Exons: 5
Coding region: 1-1071 (356 amino acids)
Source: RefSeq, a predicted model, not a curated record
AUGGAAGGUUCCUCUUCAUCGGUUCAGGAUCCUAGCCUGCCUCCUGUUGCGGCUGGCAUUGAUUCUCUUGUUCUGGCAUUUCUGUUGGGUUCUCACCCAAUGCCCACACGAGCAAAGGCUGGUAUUUUCAAGACUCGUCAUCUGGCAAACCUCAAUGUUUUGGGCUCCUCUGGCUUUCUCUAUGCCCUGCUUGCAUCUAUUGAACCCAAAGGAUUCAAAUCUGCUGCCAAGAAUCCUGCCUGGCUUGCUACCAUGGAUGACAAAGUUCAUGCUCUGCAAAACAAUCGUACCUGGAUCUUGGUACCCAGACUUGACUACACCAACACUUUUAGUCCUGUUAUCAAGGCCACUACUAUUUGUGUUGUACUUUCUCUUGCUGUUACAAAUCGAUGGCCUCUUCGCCAACUGGACGUCAAGAAUGCCUUUCUCAAUGGUACUCUCAUUGAAACUGUUUAUAUGGAGCAACCUCCUAGCUUUACUCGCAAGCUCAAUUUCGAGUUUGCUACCAAAGAUUUGGGUUCCCUCAGUUAUUUUCUUGGUUUGGAAGCCACCUUCACUAAUGAUGAUAUUUUUAUCAAUCAACUGAAGUAUACACGGGAUAUCCUUACUUGGGCCCAGUUACUUGAUAGCAAGCCCGUUCACACUCCCAUGGUGGUCUCCCAGCAGCUGAGUAGAAAUGAUUCCCCUUUCUCAAACCCCACUCUCUACAGAUCUCUUGUUGGUGCCCUACAAUACUUGACCAUCACACAACUCGACAUUGCUCAUACUCGCAUUCUUCGCUAUGUCAAGGACAACCUUCACUUUGGUCUUACCUUUCACUCUUUUGUUGCUUUCGGUGCUUUGGUUGCUUACUCUAAUGCUGACUGUGCUGGCUAUCUCGACACUCUUCGUUCUACUUCUGGUUACUCUAUCUAUCUUGGCGAUAAUUUGGUUUCCUGGAGUGCCAAGAAGCAACCUACUGUCUCCCGUUCCAGCUGUGAAUCUGAAUAUCGUGUUCUUGCGACCACUGCAGCUGAACUUCUCUGGCUCAUGCACCUCCUUCAGGACCUCAAGGUUCCCCCUAUCACAUAA